AUGGGUAUGCCUAUGGCUCAAGGAGAACCAAAUAUAAAUGAUGGUCUAAGUGCUUCAGAAGACUUUAUAGCCAAUAUGGUCAGUGAAAUAUAUUCGACCUUGUCUUAUAGUCUAUAUUUAAUGAAUUCAUUUUUUAUUGGAAUGUUUUAUACUGAUCUGAAAAAUGUUAAUUUGAUAAUGAUCAAUGAUUAAGAAAUCACAUUAGGCAAAAACGAGAAAUCAGUAUGA
This is a messenger RNA of Paramecium tetraurelia, 228 nucleotides long. RefSeq lists its product as uncharacterized. NCBI's taxonomy places the organism in Eukaryota, Ciliophora, Oligohymenophorea, Peniculida, Parameciidae. The transcript has 2 exons. The record is from RefSeq and is a predicted model, not a curated record.